AUGGAUCGUAGAAAAGAAGAGUUGGAGAAAAAGAGACAAAAGUUGGCUGAACUUCGUCGUGCUCGAGAGGAGAGAAGAGCUCUUUUGGAAAGUCAAUCUACACAGUCUUCCUCUACAACCACAACUUCGACUACUGGCAGAGAUAGAAAAGCUAUUGAUGAUCUCGUAGCCCUUGUAUUGGGCGAGCGUCCCUCCACACCAAAUGCAUCAGCAGCAGCAGGCAGUGAUCGCUCAGAUGCUGGCUCAGAUUUCUCCAACUCACGUCCUGCUUCUGCUAAUUAUUCUGUGCCUGGAACACCCAUCAGUCAAGCCGAAGCUCGUCUUUCUAUGCUCUCCAUGUCCUCUCAACCGAAUUCUUCUUCGCCUCCUCAGGGCAGCACGCCUCACUAUGUGGCAGAAUUGACGGAAUCACAAGCAUUUAUUGCUGACAUUCCACCACUGGAACAAGUGGUGUACAGCAAAGAAAUUCAAACGACAGAUGGAUCCAUGGAAGCGCCCGAGAUAUCAGAAGAAGAGAUCAGAAAGCAAAUUAUGGAGGAAUUUGAAGCAAGAGAAAAGAUCAAGAUGGCACAGUUGGAAGAGGAGAUCAAGAGAGCCGAGCAAGAGAAGCAAGAGGAUAUUCGAGAACUCACUGAGGAGGAGUCAAAAAUCAUUCAAAAGUCCCAGGAAUUUGCUGAAUUUGUCGAUGUGUCUACAAAACUAGUAGAAAGAGCCCUGAAUGAAAAAUACGAUUUCAUGAAAGAUUAUACCCUUGGCAUUGAUGUCGAAAACGAUGAAAAUUCUGGCAAACAUGUUAAAUUUGUUUGCGAAUUUUGGGAUGAGAAAUGGUGCAAGAACAGAUCUGUCACUGAUGUUAAUUGGUCUCUUAAAUACCCAGAGUUGGUCGUCUCCUCUUAUAACAAGAACCCACUUGCACCCAACGAGCCAGAUGGUGUUGCUCUUGUCUGGAACGAACAUUUGCUGGAUCGCCCUGAAUUUGUUUUUCAUUCCCAGUCUGAUGUGCUCAGUGUCAUGUUUAGUAAGUUUCAUCCAAACUACAUUAUCGGCGGUACCUAUUCUGGUCAAAUUGUACUAUGGGAUACACGAGCCAAGUCGUUGCCCGUAUUAAAGACGCCUCUUUCUGCUGGUGGUCAUACACACCCCGUCUACAGCAUUGAAAUGGUAGGCACCCAGAAUGCACACAACUUGAUUUCUGCAAGUACAGAUGGCUUUGUUUGUUCAUGGCAAUUGGAUAUGCUGGCGCAACCUCAAGACUAUUUAGAGUUGCUUCAUCCUGCUCAUAAUAAGACGCAUGAAGUAUCGGUUACGUGCAUGGGCUUCCCUGAUAAUGAAACGACGGCUUAUUGGGCUGGUACUGAAGAGGGUAAUGUGUAUCAAGCAAAUAGAUAUGAUCGUGCAGGUAGUAAAGCGGGUAUCAAUCAAUACGAUACGUAUCGUGGUCAUCAUGGCAUGGUCACAGGCUUGAAUUUCCAUCCUUUGCAUGGCCCUGUCGACUUUUCUGAUUUAUAUCUGACGUCUUCUGUGGAUUGGACAGUGAAAUUGUGGCGCGCCAAGUCCAUCUCUAAAACUUCGACACAAGCAUCUGCUAUUCCUCCCUUGUACUCGUUUGAACAUGCUGAUGACUACGUCUACGAUGUCAAGUGGUCGCCUACACAUCCUGCUUUGUUUGGUACCGUAGAUGGCACAGGCCAGUUUGAUUUGUGGAACUUGAAUGCAGACACCGAAGAGCCCUUUGUCAGCACUCAAGUAGGCUCUGGUAAAGCAUUGAACAAAUUGGCUUGGGAUAAGGAGGGUAAAAAGACGGCCAUCGGUUCCAGUGAUGGUCAUGUCUAUGUUUAUGAUAUUGGCGAGGUGGCAACCCCCAAGCCUGAUGAUUGGAGUCUGUUGCAAAAGAAUAUCUCUGAGAUGAUUGCAAAUCAAGAGAAUCCUAGUGGAGGCAAAUAA
Mucor velutinosus is the source of this 1944-nucleotide messenger RNA. RefSeq lists its product as uncharacterized. The record is from RefSeq and is a predicted model, not a curated record. The transcript has 9 exons. Gene Ontology annotation, molecular function: dynein light chain binding; dynein heavy chain binding. Bases 1 to 1944 code for a protein of 647 amino acids. Lineage: Eukaryota; Fungi; Mucoromycota; Mucoromycetes; Mucorales; Mucoraceae. Gene Ontology annotation, biological process: transport along microtubule. Gene Ontology annotation, cellular component: cytoplasmic dynein complex.